This is a messenger RNA of Rhododendron vialii, 1496 nucleotides long. Its product is annotated as hydroquinone glucosyltransferase-like. The transcript has a single exon. Gene Ontology annotation, molecular function: UDP-glycosyltransferase activity. Bases 76 to 1488 code for a protein of 470 amino acids. Lineage: Eukaryota; Viridiplantae; Streptophyta; Magnoliopsida; Ericales; Ericaceae. The record is from RefSeq and is a predicted model, not a curated record.
ACCAACACAUUCAGGUACUCUUACAAGCAAAACUAUUAGAAUUAGACCUUCACAAAUACCUUGACAUACCAAAAAAUGGAUGCAACAACCCAUGUAGCGCUUCUACCUGCCCCGGGGAUGGGCCACCUAAUCCCCCUAGCGGAAUUCGCUAAACAACUAGUCCACCGCCACCACAUCUCCUCCACCCUCAUCCUCCCCACCACCGGACCGCCACCCAAAUUCCAAAUCUCCGUCCUCAAGUCCCUCCCCAAAAACAUCAACCAUGUCUUCCUUCCACCCGUCAACUUGCCCAAAAACCUCACCAACGCCGAACCCCAAUUCUUCAUCGCCAUGUCCCUCUCUCUCAUCCCCUCCCUCCGCGAUACUUUAAAAUCCUUAACCUCCACGAAUCGGUUGGUGGCACUUGUCGUGGAUCCGUUUGGAGUGUUCGGACUCGACACUUUCAAUGUGGCUAAGGAAAUUGGAGUUCCUUUGUACUUAUUUUACACUUCCAAUGCCAUGACACUUUUGUUUUGCUUUCAUUUGCCAAGGCUUGACAAAAUGGUUACGUGCGAGUAUAGAGAUUUACCCGAACCAGUGAAAUUACCCGGUUGCGUGCCCGUUCAUGGUAGAGAUUUUGCCAACCCAGUUCAAGACCGGUCCCACAUCGCGUAUAAGAGGCUACUUGAAAAUUCGACCCGAUUUACUUCAUACAAGGGCAUAAUUAUCAAUAGCUUCUUGGGCUUGGAAGAGGGAGCCAUAGAAGCUUUACAAGUGGAAGAACCGGGUAAGCCGCCAGUUUACCCCAUUGGACCACUUAUCCAAACAGGGUCAAGUGAUGGGUCGGAAUCGUCGGAUAGACCCGAGUGUUUGAAAUGGUUAGAUGAUCAACCAUGCGGGUCUGUUCUAUUUGUUUCCUUCGGAAGUGGUGGGACCCUCUCUUAUGAUCAGAGCAACGAGGUAGCACUAGGGUUGGAAAUGAGCGGGCAAAAGUUUGUAUGGGUUGUACGAAGCCCCAGCGAUCAGUCUGCCAAUGCGGCAAUUUUCUAUUCUGAGCGCCAAACAGACCCUAGUGGUUUCCUGCCAGAAGGGUUCUUGGAAAGGAUCAAAGGACAAGGCUUGUUGGUCCCGUCAUGGGCCCCGCAAAUUGAGGUGCUCCGCCAUGACUCUAUUGGUGGGUUUUUAACCCAUUGCGGUUGGAAUUCAACGUUAGAGAGUAUUUUUCAUGGUAUACCUCUAAUUGUUUGGCCACUCUACGCAGAGCAAAAAAUGAACGCUGUAAUGUUAAACGAGGGUUUGAAUGUGGCUUUGAGACCAAAAAUGAAUGAAAGUGAAAUAGUGGGAAGAGAAGAAAUCGCAAGAGUUGUGAAUGAUCUUAUGCAAGGAGAAGAAGGGAAGAAGGCUCGUGAAAAAAUGAAGGGCUUAAAGGAGGCUGCCGGGAAGGCACUAAGUGAAGGUGGGUCGUCUACAAAAGCACUAUCAGAAUUGGCAUUCAAGUGGAAAACUUAGAAGUAUAU